This is a messenger RNA of Exophiala xenobiotica, 2120 nucleotides long. RefSeq lists its product as uncharacterized. Gene Ontology annotation, molecular function: acid phosphatase activity. The coding region runs from base 432 to 1982 and encodes 516 amino acids. The record is from RefSeq and is a predicted model, not a curated record. Gene Ontology annotation, cellular component: fungal-type cell wall. NCBI's taxonomy places the organism in Eukaryota, Fungi, Ascomycota, Eurotiomycetes, Chaetothyriales, Herpotrichiellaceae. The transcript is spliced from 3 exons.
GUCGAAAGCAUGAUACAUACUGGUUUGGGUGCGAGUGCCGUUACAUGUCCUUGGAGUGCAAGAGCAAGCAUGGAAUGCAAUACCUUGACGAACCAACAGUUUACUCCAGUCAUUGGUGACACGUGCAAACCAAGAUCAACAUCAGCUUUACGGUUUCGCUUUUCCUUUGUACUUCUCUCACAUCAUGCAUCAUCUUUUCUUUCGCGGCUACCAUCUCGGUGGCUUGUUCUUUCGGUGGCAUCGCUGCAUGCGAUGAAGAGGAUUUCAAGCUUUCAGCCUUGAAGCGGACGGUGGCGCAAAAUCCUUGUCCGUUUUGGCAAUAUUCAGGAGACAACCCGACCUCACGUAAACCAGAUUUUCGGAGCGAUCUUCAACAAGACGUGCCCACCUGCCCAUGAGCCUCAAUUAGCGGACGCUGACAUAUACGCUGAAUGCGGCUCAGACCGACAUUUCAGAUGUCGCAGCCUGAAAAGGACAUCACUCUUCCCAUGCCUCCAACCACAUCUAAAUCUAAGCGGCAGAAACCUGCAUCACAACUGUUUUCACGAAAAUCCACCCUCGUCAUAUUUAUUGUCGUGGCAGUCUUUCUAGCACUGACAAUUCUUCGGAAAAUACACAAUGGGCUAUGUUCAUCCCUCCUCACAGGAAGUGGUUUCUGUCCAGCGAUACUGGCAAAUGUAUGGCAUUUAUUCUACCAUCUUGGCGGUAACGGCCCAUGGAUACCUAGAAUCAGUGGCAUUGGGUACUCCAAUGCUUCACUGCCUAAGCAUUGUUCGGUAGACCAGGUUCAUAUGUUGUCGCGGCAUGCCGAACGAUAUCCUACCAAGAGUGCAGGUGCUCGGCAUCUCGAUCUCCUAGAUCGACUUCAAAAUUCUGGAGUCGCCCUAACCGGAGAAUUGUCGUUCCUGGAUACUUGGACGUACUUUACAGAUCCCUCAACCCCGGCUUUCGAAAAUUUGACCGAUACCGGUCCAUAUGCUGGCACUCUACAAGCCUUCAACACCGGAAAGACGUUGCGAGACAAUUACGGUCACUUGAUACCUCAAAACCGGCGUACCAGGUUUUGGUCAUCUGGCUCUCCGAGAGAUGUCGAGACCGCCAAGUUCUUCGCAAAUGGUUUCUUUGGUCCGGAUUGGAACUCGGGCGGCUCUGCUGAGCUGGUAGUCAUCCCAGAAGAUGCAGAACGGGGCGCCGACACACUGACUCCAGGAGACACCUGCUACAAAUACCGAAAGGAUGGAUACGGCCAUGACUACGGAUACGGCAAGCUCGAAUUGUGGCAGAAAGUGUUCACAGAGCCCAUUGCCAGCAGACUUGCGCAGCACGCCGAAGGCAUGGAAUUCAGCCACCUUGAUGUGUACAGCAUGAUGGAAAUGUGCGGGUUUGAGGUCCUCGCUAAAGGUGUUAGCCCUUGGUGCAGCGUCUUCACGCAAGAGGAAUGGCUACACUUCGAGUACGCACGGGAUCUCCUGCAUUUCUACCGUGCCGGGCCAGGCAACUCCUACGCCGGUGCAAUGGGGUUGCUAUGGUUGAACGCAACUCAGAAGCUGAUGUCAAACGAGUCUUCAAACGACGUGUAUUUCAGUUUCGUCCAUGAUGGCGAUAUAGUUCCUGUCAUGGCUACGCUGCAGAUCCUCAACGAGCGAGUGCUUCUGCAAGAAUUGCCUACGACUCAUAUGAAGGCGGACCGACAUUGGCGGACCAGUGACGUGGUACCAAUGGGUGGCCGAUUGAUAUUCGAACGGGUUGGCUGCGAGUCCGGUUCCGAGACAAGCGAAAAGGAAUACUUUGUGCGACUGUUUAUCAAUGACGGGCUGAUGAAGUUGCCGGGGUUGCCCAUGGUCAGGCAUACCAAACAUGCUGUUCGUUUGGAGGAUUUUCAGGAUUUCAUUGCCACGAGAGGGGAGUUGUUUGGCGACUUUCGAGAGGUCUGCUCUCUAUCUGCGGACAGCCCUGAUGGAAUUACGUUCUUACAUCAAUAGACAUAUAUAUAUAGGCGACAGCGGAGAAGGAUUAGGGUUGAGAGUGUACACAAUACACAGUAUCAGCGGGAUGCUUCGCCCUUAUGCGGCUGACUUAUUAAUAGCAUGAUACCCCUGCAGAUCGUUUUGUUGGUUGCC